Molecule: messenger RNA, 6108 nt
Organism: Podarcis muralis (Common wall lizard)
Lineage: Eukaryota; Metazoa; Chordata; Lepidosauria; Squamata; Lacertidae
Gene: RALGDS
Product: ral guanine nucleotide dissociation stimulator
Biological process (GO): Ras protein signal transduction
Cellular component (GO): plasma membrane
Molecular function (GO): guanyl-nucleotide exchange factor activity
Source: RefSeq, a predicted model, not a curated record
GCUGCGCGCAACGUUCAGAGCGCUGUCUCUCUCUGUCUCUGUCUCCAGACUCCCCAAAAGCAGAUCCAUUUUUUCCCUUCCUCUUCCUGCUUUCUCUUCACCCAUGGACCUCUUUUUUGCAGGAGAGCGACCAGGAGGGAAGCAGCGAGGCGCUCCUCUCCCCAAGCAGCGCGGGGAGACAACAAUAGGAAAUUGAAGAGGCCGGGGGAGGCGGAGGGAAGCGAAAUUGACUAGCAACGAGACUGUGCUGGUGGCGAAGAGAAAAAUAAUAAUUCCUCCUUUGCUGGACGCAAAAAGCGGCUGCCGUGUAUAGGAGAGUUUUAUGGAGCCGCCGGCUGGGAAUCGCCCUAGUUCCGCCCGGAGAAGGAGAUCAGGAAGACGGGAUUAUUAUGGGCUUGCCAAGAAGACGCUGAGCUACUCCCGGGUGGUGUUGGCAGGGGUUGGAGCAUCGCCAGGCUCGCUGGAGACCUGCUGCCGUGGCCGCCUUUCUUAACUGGGCAAAGCCAGGCAGCAAGGACUCUUGACAAGGCGUAAAAGAGGGAGAGCCCUUUCCUGAGCUGGAUUUAUAACCGCAUGGCAAGCGACCAGUGAGUGACCCGGCGAUCAGGGCAAGCGACCCUGAGUGGAUUCCUCUCCUGCGCCUUUUCUCCUCAAACAGCCUUUGGGAACGAUGAGCGGGAGAUGAUGAUGUUGGAUAGCCAGAGCUCCACUCAGGAGAUCGGAGAAGAGGUGGAAGAUGGCGUGAUCUAUAGCAUUUCGCUCCGGAAAGUCCAGCUCCACCACACAGCCAACAAGGGGCAGCGAUGGCUGGGGUUUGAGAACGAGUCGGCCUUAAACCUGUACGAGACUUGUAAGGUGCGGACCAUCAAAGCCGGGACCCUGGAGAAGCUGGUGCAAUACCUCGUCUCUGCAUUCAAAGGCAAUGAUUCCACCUACGUCACCAUCUUCCUCUGUACAUACCGUGCCUUUGCCACGACCAAGCAGGUCCUGGACCUCCUUCUGAACAGAUAUGGCAAACUGCACCUCCAGGUCAACGGAGACCACCCCAGGCAUGCAGUGGACGAGAGGCUGGAGCUGAAAAACACCAUCUCGUCCAUCCUGGGUGCCUGGCUGGAUCAGUACUCCGAAGACUUCCGCAAGCCUCCGGACUACGCCUGCCUGAAGCAGCUGAUAAUUUAUGUGCGGCUCAACAUCCCAGGUUCAGACCUGGAGCGGAGAGCCCGCAUCCUCUUCACGCAGUUCCAGCAGCAGGAGCGGGCCGAGGUGGAGGCGGAAGCUGUGGACCAUGCCAGCUGCACCCUGCGGCUAGAAGAGGAGAAUGGGCUAGGAGAAGGCAAGCUAGAUUUCCUCUCCUUCUCGCCGGAGAUGGUGGCCGAACAAUUCACACUAAUGGAUGCCGAGCUUUUCAAAAAGGUGGUUCCCUAUCACUGCCUCGGCUGCAUCUGGUCCCAGCGGGACAAGAAAGGCAAGGAGCACUUGGCCCCCACCAUCCGGGCGACCGUCUCCCAGUUUAACCGUGUCACCAACUGCAUCAUUUCAACUUGCCUUGGGGACCGGGCCCUGAAGCCACAGCAAAGAGCCAAGGUGGUGGACCACUGGAUUCAAGUAGCUCGGGAAUGCCGGAUCCUAAAGAAUUUCUCUUCCCUCCGGGCCAUUCUCUCUGCCCUGCAAUGCAACGCUGUUCACAGGUUGAAGAAGACAUGGGAUGAGGUCUCCCGAGAAAGCUUCCGCACUUUCCACGAGCUGUCAGAAAUCUUCUCAGACGAGAACAACCAUUCCUUGAGUCGGGAGCUUCUCAUUAAGGAGGGGACCUCCAAGUUCGCCACCCUAGAGAUUAACCCAAAGAGGGCUCAGAAACGGCAGCAGCAGCAGCGGGAGAUGGGCGUGAUGCAAGGCACCAUCCCUUACCUGGGCACCUUCCUCACUGACUUAGUGAUGCUGGACACAGCCAUGAAGGACUACGUGGAUGCUGGCCUGAUCAACUUUGAGAAAAGGAGGAAGGAGUUUGAAGUCAUCGCCCAGAUCAAACUGCUCCAGUCAGCCUGCAACAACUACAACUUCACGCAGGAAGAUCGCUUUGUGGUCUGGUUCCAUAGCAUCGAGCGGCUCAGUGAGGCAGAGAGCUACGGCCUCUCCUGUGAGAUUGAGCCCCUGUCGGAGUCAGCCAGCAACACCCUGAAGGCGAAGAAAAACACAGGGAUCAUCAAGCGCUGGAGCGACCGGCAGGCCCCCAGCACCGAAUCCUCCUGUGCCAGCGGCAGCUCCCACUCCAAGUCCUUUGACCAGCUGAAGUGCGGUCCCUACCUGUGCAGUGGGGACAUGGCUGACUCCGUCAGUGUCACGUCGGCCGGCUCCAGCAGCUCCGACGUGGAGGAGAUCAACAUCAGCUUCAUCCCUGACUCUCCCGAGGGUCAAGAGAAGAAGUGUUACCUUCCCGCCCUGGACGCCCAGACGUUCAACUCCGCUUCUGGCCAGGAGGGGGUGCCCCUGAGCACUGCCUGUAGUAGAAAGUUCUGGGAAUCCACCUCGCUUUCCUCCCUGGACACCUCUGGAAUCGGCUCGAGUUCUAGCAGCGCCUCCUCCUCCUCUGUCUCUUCCACGCCAGUGACGGCCUCCCGCACCCACAAGCGCUCUGUCUCAGGCAUCUCCAGCUACUCCUCUCUCUCCUUGCCCCUCUAUAACCAGCAAAUUGAUGACUGUUGCAUCAUCCGGGUCAGCUUGGCCGUGGAGAAUGGAAACAUGUACAAGAGCAUUCUGGUAACCAGCCAGGACAAGACCCCGGUUGUGAUCCGUAAAGCCAUGGCCAAACACAAUCUGGAUGGGGACCGGCCGGAGGACUAUGAGCUCAUUCAGAUCAUCUCAGAAGAGAGAGAACUGAAAAUCCCGGACAACGCCAAUGUCUUCUACGCCAUGAACUCUGCUGCCAACUACGACUUUGUGCUCAAGAAGAGAGGCUUCUCCAAGGCCGUCAAGAUCAAGCAUGGAUCGAGCUCCACGCUGCCACGGAUGAAGCAGAAAGGCCUCAAAAUUGCCAAAGGCAUCUUCUAACCCCUGGGGCAGAGGGUCGCCUGCCCCACCCACGGGCUUUGCCCCCUCACCAACUCAGUGCUGUUCCACUCUUGGCUACCAGUCUGUCUUAAACGCCAUGGGGUUGGGGGCAGGUGUGUGAGAGAUGAUGUGAUUGAUCUCCCCAGCCCGGCAGCCUUGACCCUUUUCUCCAUCUUGCCAAGGAGGUGCCCCAGCCGAAACCCUGGAAAUUGGAAGCGGGAUCCCUUAGCAGCAACGCCGCUCCUGCACGUUGCUCUUCGCGCUUUCUCUCUCUCUGCGUUGGCAGCAGCUGGCCCCCCUUGCCUUUAAAUCAGGUCUGCAUCUCGUCUUUUUUAAAAACAACAACAACGAGGAGGACAUUUUUAUUUUCCAUUUAAAAAAACACACAACACCUUUCCAUGGUGCAAGCCAAGCUUAUGUGGCUGCCUGAAGCCAUAGCCUGCCUUAGGUGUCUACACCGAUCAGCGUGGUGCUGCUAAGGGGGUCUUGCUUUCUCCGUUCUCUGCUAAGAUGCACCCGAGCAGAGGCUGGGGACUGGGAGUUCAGGAGAUUGGGGCAAGCCCAUGUGUGGGACAAUGACUGUCUUCAUCUUCCAUGCUCCUGGAUACAGUUCCUUCUUGGUUGUCCUGGUCAAGCGAACUCACUGCCUGGAAUUGGUCCAGAAAUGCACUUUUUUGUCCUCAACAGGAGUCUGAAACUUUCCCCCACCGCUGCCUGUCCACAUGGAGGGCCCUGUGGAUUCCUCGUGUGGAUUUAAGGCCACCAGCGAAGGUGGAUCCUGUGCCAGAAUAGGGUCAACCCACUCAAGACUUUUUUGAACUUUUCCAAACUCCUUCCCCCUCCCCUUUCCAUUAAGAGCCUCCACCAAAGAUCAAAAAUGGCAAGCGUGUUUCUAUGACAAAACGCCUCCGCUGGCCAACAGAGGCAGGAGUUGAAGGAAGUUGGUUUCUGUACAAAACACACUGUAAAUAAGGACCUUGGGUGGAGAGAAGGAUGAGGUGGGAGGAGGGCUAAGUGAUUUGCUCUAAAGGGUUGCAAGGAAACUGCCCCCUCCCUCUUGGGAAGUGCCACUCCAGUUUUUUUCUUGUGUGUGUUUAAUGGACUAAGAACCUUUGACAGUGAAGUAGGGUCUGUGGACUAUUGUCUGAUGUGAUCAGAUUUUUUUUUGUAAAGAGAAUCUCAAAAUGAAUUUACUAAUGUUCCACCCCACCCCACCCCACUCCCAAUAUUUAUUGCUUGUGUAAAUAGACUGGUUGGAUUUGUACAUUUUACUAACACUGUUUAAAUAUCCGUUAGCGUGGUCAGUUUUAUGUUUUUGAAUUGUGUGAGACCUUUUGAGUGUGUGAAUGGGGGAAUAUGCUACAUACUCCUUUGUUGAAACUUACAGGACAUUUCAGACAGGGUUUCUUGGGUGGAGUCAAAAGUGCAUUAGCACAAGGAGGGUGAACCUUUGCCUUCCCCACCCCCCAAAGUUGCUGGACUCUUAACUCACAUCGUUCCUGACCACUGCCUAUUUUAUCUGCAGGUGUCCCCCAACCCACCUCUGCCCCCCCCACAUGGCAAGGGAAAAUGUCUUCUAAUUUUAUCUUUACCACUAAAAUAUUGCCACGAGCUUUUCACUAAACACUAUGAAGAGGCCAUGCAGAUCCUCUCCAAGCUCCAAAAUUCUGCUGCCUCCUUUGCGCUCUGUGUGAGCUUGCGUCUGUCUGUGUCACUGUGGUUAUACGACUGGAGGGAGCAAACAGACCCACAGCACACUCAUAAUCAUAAAAGUGACUAAGCUAGAGUCCUCAACACCUCAGGACUUCCAUUGGAGCAGCCUUGGUGAUACACUUGGUACAGGCGACUAACGGGAAAGUUGUUUGUCUUAAAAAGAACCACAAUGAGCACAGCUAGAAACAUGGGAGUGAAUGAGGUGUAAGUAAUUGAGAAUCUGCAACAUCUUUGUCUGUGCAGGCUUUGCAAUUUCUGGUUCUAGAGCUGGCCUAUCUAAGGUGGUGCCAUCCAGGUGUGGAUGGGAGUCCUGCCUCCCAUCUAGAGGUUGGGAGCCAAGCAUCAGCUAAAGGGCACCUUCUUGGCUUAGCCUUAUGAGAGCUUCUCUUAACCUAAUCCUCAGAAGUCAUCUGCUUUCUUGCUCAGGAUCUCAUAGAAAAGAGGGCUGUUAAUUCUCCAGUUGCCAGACCUGUUUUUAUAAGCCCAGAGUUUGGGGGAUUCUUUUAAAACACCCCCACCCAACCCCCUACACCAAAACAGCAUUAUCUGAAAGGCAAUCGGCUUUGCUCUGCCUAUGAAGGGAGCGGAUAGUCUCCUUGAAGGCAGCAGUGGGCUGUCUUAUCUUUAUCCCACAUUUACUGUCCAAUCUGCUUCUGGUGUUGAUCCUGUAAAUAAGGUUUUAUUUCUUCUUGUUUAGACAAACGCUGGAAGAUACUCCCCUAUCCGUUUUGUAGAACAGUGGCUUCCUUGCGUUUUCACUCUUGGUGGCUUUAAGCAACAGAACAGCUUCCUUUUUGUCUCCAUCCCCUUUUGCUGCCGGCUGGGAGGAUGGGGACCUGUGGCCUUUGUUGCCAGCCAUUGUCAAGGACUCUCUCUGUGGAUCAGCCAGUGCAGAACUUUUUGCUAGACCUGCACCAGGUUCCCUGGAUAUGUUCACCCACAAAAUCCUUGUGCACACAAAAAAAGGCCUCAGGCCUGGAGUUGUGACACUGCUUCCCUGCUAGGCUUCCAGUAAUUCCUUUUUAUACAUGUCCCUUUUCCAGAAACUUCCCCCCCACACCCAGUUCUUCCUCACUGCACAAACACUUCUUCCUGAAACUUUCUUCCUUAACAGCUGCUGCUUCUCCCUACAUUUCAUUGGAGUGUGACAACAGAGUCCACAGCUGCUAGGGUGUGUGUGUGUGUGUGUGUGUGUGUGUGUGUACGUGAGUGUGUGGUCCAUGUUGGUGACUGUACAUGAGGUAUAUUUUGUACCAAUUUCCUUGAAGUAGCACACUACCUGGUGUGAUUGUAUACAGCAAUGCAAUUAGCCUUUUUCAAUAAAAAUGCUGAUUUUGAGGCAAAGGA